UAGGGAGAAGCUGACACACUGAGACGGACCCAGAGAGCAAGACUCCAGAGAAGGAGCAAGGGGACAGAGGAGGGAGUAAGAGAGACUGCAGAGCUGCAACGAGGACCCAGGACGGCGGUGGUGGGCGUCACAGGGGCAGACCGGGCUCCUCCUCCCCCUACUCCAACCCCAGGGACCCUUCCAGUCCCGGCCGCAGAGGCUGGGGAUGGCGGAUUCGUGCCGGAACCUCACGUACGUGCAGGACUCGGCGGGCCCGGCCACCAGCACCCUGAUGUUUGUGGCGGGCGUGGUGGGCAAUGGGCUGGCGCUGGGCAUUUUGGGGGCGCGACGGCGAUCACGCCCCUCGGCUUUCGCGGUGCUGGUCACUGGGCUGGCGGUCACUGACCUGCUGGGCACGUGCUUCCUGAGCCCGGCAGUGUUCGUGGCCUACGCCCGCAACAGCUCACUGCUGGGCCUGGCCCUGGGCCGCCCGACGCUGUGCGACGCCUUCGCCUUCGCCAUGACCUUCUUCGGCCUGGCCUCCACGCUCAUCCUCUUCGCCAUGGCCGUGGAGCGCUGCCUGGCCCUCAGCCACCCCUACCUCUACGCCCAGCUGGACGGGCCGCGCCGCGCCCGCCUGGCGCUGCCGGCCAUCUACGCCUUCUGCACUGUCUUCUGCUCGCUGCCCCUGCUGGGCCUGGGCCAACACCAGCAGUACUGCCCGGGAAGCUGGUGCUUCAUCCGCAUGCGCUCGGCCGAGCUGGGUGGCUGUGCCUUCUCUCUGGCCUAUGCCAGCCUCGUGGCCCUGCUGGUGGCCGCCAUCAUCCUCUGCAACGGCUCCGUCACCCUCAGCCUCUGCCGCAUGUACCGCCAGCAGAGGCGCCACCAGGGUUCGCUGGUCCCAGGUCCCCGGACUGGCGAGGAUGAGGUUGAUCACCUGAUUCUGCUGGCCCUCAUGACCGGCAUCAUGACUGUGUGCUCCCUGCCUCUCACGAUCCGCGGCUUCACCCAGGCCAUUGCCCCAGACAGCAGUGAGACGUGGGACCUCCGCGCCUUCCGCUUCAAUGCCUUCAACCCCAUCCUCGACCCCUGGGUCUUCAUCAUUUUCCGCAAGGCUGUCUUCCAGCGGCUCAAGCUCUGGUUCUGUUGUCUGGCCCUGAGGCCUGCUCAAGAUCCCUCACAGGCAGCUGUCUCCCAGCCUGCCUUGGGAAGGAAGGACUCAAGGGCCCCCACGACUCUCGGUGGGAAGGAGGGGAGCUGGGUGCCUUUGUCAGCUUGGGGUGAGGGGCAGGGGCCACCCUUGCCAGUUGCACAGCCAUCCAGCAGCACCGUGGGAAUGCCGUCCAAAGUGGGGUCCAAGGCUGCCUGCUCCCUCUGCUGACAUCUGCCCCAUGAUCUCCUGCCCUGUCUUCCGGGAGCAGGAGCCAGAAAUUCAGGGACAUGACUGAUGGCUGCGAGUGAACAAGCCAAGAGAUGGAUCCUGGAGUCCUGCCUGCCAGAACCCUGACCCCCUGGAUUCAGGGGGUGAUCAGCUGCUAUUUCUCCUUCAGGGUGGCCACGAUGUGGGAGAGGGAUAGGGAACAAUAAAAAGAACAGUUCUCUCAAAAUAUCCAGUGGCCUGGCCGGCCUGGACUGGCCCUUGUUAGCCCAUCCAUCUCACUGUCUAAAUAUUUAGAAGGCAGAACAGUUCCCAGCAGCUUCUGUGUGCUCAGGUCUGCUCUGGUUAGAGUUCUGGCUCUGAUCCUCAUUCAUUCAAGGUGCCCUGGUCACCCACCCCCACUCCCCUGGGGGAGUGGCUGCCCUCCCCCAGCCCACUCCCAGAGCCACCCUUUCUCCGCCUCCUGGGUACAGGGAUUCCCUGACAAGCUCCCUCCUCCUCUUACUUCUGAUUCCCCAUCGGACUGGGGAGCCCUGUUCCCCCCAGGGGAGCUGGGAGGAAGGGGAGACUGUUGCAUUGUGGAUGACACCACUGGACAGAUGCCUGGGAAAGGAAACUACAUGGCUUGGUGGGUUGCAAGAUGUGGCUGGUGGGGCCAUGGGUGGCUGGGGAGCUGGAGAAGCUGGAGGAUGACUGAAUGGGAGGUAUGGAACCCAGGGAUGGCCCAAGAACUCAGACCUAAGUCCUGUGUCCGUCCCUCAAUAAAUAACUGCCUCCUCAUAGAGCCUGACCUCACCUCUUGUGUCCUUGGAGCCCUCACAAAAAUCUCAUUCAUUCAUUCAACAAAUAGUGGGUGCUGACUCUACCAGGUGUAGGGGACUCAGACCAGUCUCAGCCCUACCCUGGAUUCCUUGGGGGAUUUCUAGCCUUCAAUCUUCCCUUCUGACUGCUGGGGUGAUUUCCAGCCACCCACACCUCCCCACUUCUCCUUGCCAUCCCCUGCCCUCAGGCACAGAGCCAAGGGUUUUCGGGAGUGAGAAGGGUAAAGGAAGACUUGCUUCUUCAGGUGGUUGGUGGGUGGUAGAGAAAGGGAAAGCCCCCAGACUCCUCCCAGCCCCAAUUCCCCUUUCUCACUUGCUUCAGGGUUAAAACAAGAAAUCUGCCCCUGGGGACAGGCAGAGAAGUAGGUGAGGCUCGAGCUCCCUGUAAAGACAAUAGCAGUGGCCAAAGUGAGUCCUUCUCCACUGCAAGGCUGGAAUCAAAGUCCAGAGAGGGCCUUGGUCACGCGCUGCCAGGUCACACAGCGAGGAGAAAGCGCAGCCUGCCGGGUGGAGCUGGUCUGUCUUUCUGCUUCCUUGACCCAGAUCACUGUGGGGCAGGUGAAUUUUCCUUUCUGUGACUUGGUCUCCCGUUGCUUAGAAUGGUGAUCAGAAUUUCACGCUUAGUUUACGAGGUUGUGCCGAGGAUGAAACGAUUCCCCUGGAAAGCAGUGUGGCGCAGGGCCCAGGGUAAAGCCCACGAGACAUGUUACUGUUAUUGCCCUUGUUGUUGUUGCGACUGUGUCUUUGGCAUCUGGGCAAAAGUGGUUUGAAAACAAAACAACACCUUUCUCCAUUGUUUUGACAUUUGUUUUUCCUUCCAGUCACUAUGUUUCAUUUGAAGGGGUGUCUGCAAGAAUUAAAAAUAGGUCAAGAUGACUGCUUCAUGGGCAUGGGGUUUCCUUUUGGGGUGAUGAAAAUGUUCUGGAACUAGAUAGUGGUGGUUCACAGCAUUGUGCAUGGACUAAAUGUCACUGACUUGUACCCUUUAAAAUGGUUGAAAUGGUAAAUUUUAUGUUAUGGGUAUUUUACCACAAUAAAAAGGAAAAAAAAACU
Messenger RNA from Camelus dromedarius (Arabian camel), 3231 nucleotides. RefSeq names its product prostaglandin I2 receptor (gene PTGIR). The record is from RefSeq and is a predicted model, not a curated record. Gene Ontology annotation, molecular function: prostacyclin receptor activity. Gene Ontology annotation, biological process: adenylate cyclase-activating G protein-coupled receptor signaling pathway; inflammatory response; negative regulation of smooth muscle cell proliferation. Bases 206 to 1360 code for a protein of 384 amino acids. Gene Ontology annotation, cellular component: plasma membrane. Lineage: Eukaryota; Metazoa; Chordata; Mammalia; Artiodactyla; Camelidae. The transcript is spliced from 3 exons.